Messenger RNA from Polypterus senegalus (gray bichir), 1674 nucleotides. RefSeq names its product phosphatidylinositol glycan anchor biosynthesis class U protein-like. Gene Ontology annotation, biological process: protein localization to cell surface; attachment of GPI anchor to protein. The record is from RefSeq and is a predicted model, not a curated record. NCBI's taxonomy places the organism in Eukaryota, Metazoa, Chordata, Cladistia, Polypteriformes, Polypteridae. Gene Ontology annotation, cellular component: GPI-anchor transamidase complex; membrane. The transcript is spliced from 4 exons. The annotation marks the transcript as partial.
AAUACCUCGUGGCAGGAUCAGUGCUAACGAUUCAUGUUUUUGUCUUUCUCUUCUCCAUCCCUGCAGCCUCUCAGUCCCAGACCUGACACCCAAUAUUGGUCUUUUUUGGUAUUUCUUUGCUGAGAUGUUUGAACAUUUCAGACCCUUUUUCAUCUGCGUAUUUCAGAUUAACGUUGUCUUCUACACCAUCCCUCUGUCUGUCAAGCUGAAAGAGCAUCCCAUCUUUCUAAUGUUCAUGCAGAUAGCAGUCAUUUCCAUCUUUAAGUCUUAUCCGACAGUAGGUGACAUAUCCCUCUACAUGGCUUUCCUCCCUUUGUGGCACCACCUCUACAGAUUCUUGCGUAACAUCUUCCUAGUGUCCAUCGUGCUGAUUGCCUGUUCAGUGUUAUUUCCAGUCCUCUGGCAUCUGUGGAUCUACGCUGGAAGCGCCAACUCCAAUUUUUAUUACGCUAUAACACUGGCCUUCAAUGUUGGGCAGAUUUUGCUAGUCUCUGAUUAUUUUUAUGCUUACCUGCGACGUGAACAUCAUCUCAUUCAUGGACUAUACCUCAAGAAAAAGGAUGGCACAGAAGAGACACUGAUUUUAAAAUAAGGACUUUUUUUUAACUGUCAAUUGUACUCACUAACUUGAAAAUUAAACAUUUUUAUCAGUGAUUAUUUUGCAUGACUCUUGAAGUAUUACUUCAGCAAUUUUUUUUUUUUUUUGCCACUGAAGCAAAGACCCUCUGGUGAUUUCUUGAGGAGACCACCUUCAACUGUGCAUCCAUCUCCGAUUCUGCUUCCAUGACCUUCUGGGGGGGAAAAAAAGUUGCAUUUUGCUUGGCCAGGACCCUUCCAAGGAUAAGGCAUUGGAGAAAGACUAAUCAAUAAACAAGGCUGGAGGUGAUGCAUCAUUUGUACCAGCAGGUGGCACAACAAAACAACUUACAACAACUGGCAAUUAAAAUACCAAAGUCUCAUGAAGCGUAUUUCUGUAAACCUUGUAUAGCUUGUAGAAUUAACAGUGCUUACAUUUUACAGAGCCAUUAUGUAAGAGAUGAAUCAUCAAAUUCUAUAUGGUCCGUUCUGUAAUCAAUAUUGAGAGCAAAAAAAUAUUGAAAGUACGGAGUAAUAAUAAUCAAUAGAAUUCCAGUAGGGAUCUCUCUCUGCGACUUUUUUCAUGCUGUGAAAUGUCUGAUCUGAAUGAUUAGUGUCCAUUUUCCCUUAAUGGGUCAGCUAUACAUACAGUAUAUGGUAAGCAUUAAAUUAGUAUUUAAAUGGGUAUGCACACCUAAUAUUUGCACAAAAGCAAGGGUCACAACCUGCAGAACACCAGGAAUUGCACAGAUGUGGCUAGCAAGAGAAAACCUUGCGUGUCAUUCCUGACACACAUCAGCCCAUCAUUCACACACUGGUGGUCAUUAUGUGGCCCUCUGUAGACAAGAGACACAUGGCUGCGAUCUGAAUUCGACAGGCCUCUGUAUUCAUUCUAGUCUUAUAAGAAAAUGGUUACCAAUUAUUACUGUGCACUAACUGCCAGUCGUCUUAGCUUUGUCUGUCCAAGGACAUUGCAGUAUCACAGCCUAAAUUCUACAAGAAUGUUAUUUAUAUAUAUAUAUAUUCAAACUUGCCUUUUCUUUCAGAGUUUGUAAAUUAACACUAUGGAACUUUUACAAAUAAAUUUUGAGAACCCUU